Messenger RNA from Aspergillus ibericus CBS 121593, 1264 nucleotides. RefSeq names its product SDR family NAD(P)-dependent oxidoreductase. The record is from RefSeq and is a predicted model, not a curated record. The transcript has 4 exons. The coding region runs from base 146 to 1192 and encodes 348 amino acids. Gene Ontology annotation, molecular function: oxidoreductase activity, acting on the CH-OH group of donors, NAD or NADP as acceptor. NCBI's taxonomy places the organism in Eukaryota, Fungi, Ascomycota, Eurotiomycetes, Eurotiales, Aspergillaceae.
UUUCACUCGUUAAGUAAAACAAAAUUACCAUCUCUGCACGAUACUAUUUACUGAAGAAGUUCGACACCCCUCUAGAGAGGACUAUAUACCGAUUUUCUUGUCAUAACUAAGGCAAUGAGAUAAGCUACUAAGCAAUCAUCACAUCAUGUAUCAAAGGCAUAUAUUACGCUUCCGAGGGGUAGCGUCUAGGCUUCAAGUCCAUCAGCAACUCCCCGUAUCACCCAAAUUUCCUCACCAACGAGCCUACUUAUCCGCGACGGGCGAGGGCAGCACGUCAUCUCAAUUCACCCCCUCAGCUCGUCUGACCGGCCGAACAUGCAUGAUCACCGGUGGCACAUCCGGCAUCGGCUUUGCCAUUGCAGAGCGCUUUCUCCAAGAAGGCGCAUCGCGGGUGAUCCUCGUCGGACGGUCCUACGAGCGUCUCUAUAACGCCGCAUCUCAACUAGAGGCGUCUUCAUCCUUCAGGAGCAUACAAAGUACAGAGUCACGGGAAACUACAUCAACAGAAGCCCCAAAGCCUAUACACAGUCCAGAGCAGCAUCAACUCAUCGAAUCUUCCAAGGAAAUCAACCUCCUCAUCGGCGACAUCUCCGAAGCAGGAUCCUGGGCGCGUGAGCUCGAAAAGGUAAUGCAAACCACCAACCUUGACAUCCUCGUCAACGCAGCUGGCCUCUCCAUCUCCUCCAUCCUUCCCAAAUCCGAGCCCCUCGAUAUCUCAAACAUCCUACGCACGAAUCUCGAAGGUGCACUACUCACCUCCCGAGCCUUCAUCCGUGCUUCCAUACGCAACCGCAUGAAGAAGAGCCGAGACACCAGAUCGUCGAAUUCACCCUCGCCCUCAAAAUGCAUCAUCAACAUUUCUUCUUUACUAGCACAUAAAUCGGGAACCGGGGCCGUACCGUACGCUGCGUCGAAAUCCGGGGUCCUUGGACUAACUAGAUCUGUUGCUGUGGAAGCUGCAGCUUCACUCAGAGAUGUGACUAUCAGGUCGAAUGCGAUUGUACCGGGGUACAUUGAGACGCCUAUGAUUGCUGACUUUUCCGAAGGUGAAACAGCUCGCUUGAAAGACUUAAUUCCGCUGCGACGAUUUGGUCGACCAGAUGAGGUGGCUGAUGCGGCUGUCUUUCUGGCUCAGAAUGAGUAUGCGAAUAAUUGUGUCCUUAAUCUGGAUGGGGGGUUGAGUGCUGUCUGAUCUGGGUUCGUGAGGUCAUGUAAAUGAUGCUUUUGAAUUCUACAGAGAUCAGGCAGGUCUCAUAGCUGCAUA